Messenger RNA from Vitis riparia (riverbank grape), 1837 nucleotides. Its product is annotated as cell division cycle 20.1, cofactor of APC complex-like. Gene Ontology annotation, cellular component: anaphase-promoting complex. Gene Ontology annotation, biological process: anaphase-promoting complex-dependent catabolic process; positive regulation of ubiquitin protein ligase activity; positive regulation of anaphase-promoting complex-dependent catabolic process. Lineage: Eukaryota; Viridiplantae; Streptophyta; Magnoliopsida; Vitales; Vitaceae. Bases 161 to 1513 code for a protein of 450 amino acids. Gene Ontology annotation, molecular function: anaphase-promoting complex binding; protein binding; ubiquitin ligase activator activity. The record is from RefSeq and is a predicted model, not a curated record. The transcript is spliced from 6 exons.
CCAUACAGCGAUCUUGCGGAAAUCCUCUCUCGUUCAUUCAUAUUCAUGAUUUUCAGUCUAUUUUCAGUCUAACAGUUCUCAAUUUUGCAGGAUCCGAUUAGUUUCUUGUUAUUCAUUCUUUGUUCUUGUUUAUUUCUAUUUUCUGUUUUGCUCUAACAAUAUGGAUGCAGGAUCUUUGACCUCUUCGAACAAAUACCAGUCUAAAUGCCCGGACCAAAGAAGGACUGUCAGAGAAAAUUUGGAUAGAUUCAUACCCAACCGGUCAGCAAUGGACUUCGAUUACGCUCAUUACAUGCUAACCGAAGGAAGAAAAGGUAAAGAGAACCCAGCUGCUAGCUCUCCAUCCAAGGAGGCUUACAGGAAGCAAAUGGCCGAGACCUUAAACAUCAACAGGACCCGGAUCCUUGCCUUCAAGAACAAGCCCCCUACUCCAGUCGAAUUGAUUCCACAGGAGUUCUACUCUGCAAGUAUUCCUCAGCAAUCCAAAGCCUCAAAGCCUCGCAGACAUAUUCCUCAGACUUCUGAGAGAACAUUGGAUGCUCCUGACCUGGUGGAUGACUAUUACUUGAACUUACUGGACUGGGGUAGCAGCAACGUUCUGGCUAUUGCUCUUGGAGGCACUGUAUAUCUAUGGGAUGCUUCAGAUGGUUCUACCUCAGAACUUGUUACGCUUGAAGACGAAAGCGGCCCUGUCACAAGUGUCAGUUGGGCUCCUGAUGGAAGACAUAUUGCCAUUGGCUUGAACAACUCUGAUGUUCAGCUAUGGGAUUCAACAGCCAACCGUCUGCUGAGAACUCUGAAAGGUGGCCACGCAUCAAGGGUGGGCUCCCUAGCUUGGAACAAUCACGUCCUUACAACUGGAGGAAUGGAUGGUAAAAUCAUAAAUAACGAUGUGAGAGUAAGAUCACAUAUUGUUGAGACCUACAGAGGACACCGGCAAGAAGUAUGCGGACUGAAAUGGUCGGCCUCGGGGCAGCAGCUAGCCAGUGGAGGCAAUGACAAUUUGCUAUACGUCUGGGACAGGUCCUCGGCAUCGUCAAAUUCGCCUACACAGUGGCUUCACAGGAUGGAAGACCACACAGCUGCAGUGAAAGCACUUGCAUGGUGUCCCUUCCAGGGCAAUUUGCUGGCCUCUGGCGGAGGUGGUGGUGAUCGGUGCAUCAAGUUCUGGAACACUCACACGGGUGCCUGCCUGAACUCGGUGGACACUGGCUCACAGGUCUGUGCUCUGCUUUGGAACAAGAACGAGCGUGAGCUCCUUAGCUCUCACGGUUUUACACAGAAUCAACUCACUCUGUGGAAGUACCCAUCGAUGGUGAAAAUGGCAGAGCUUACUGGUCAUACAUCCCGAGUCCUUUUCAUGGCUCAGAGCCCAGAUGGCUGCACAGUGGCAUCUGCCGCAGGAGACGAGACACUGAGAUUUUGGAAUGUUUUUGGGACCCCAGAAGUGGCGGCUAAGCCUGCCCCAAAAGCACACCCUGAGCCAUUUGCUCAUUUGAACCGGAUCCGUUAAGGUGGGGCAGUGAAUGGGGAAACCCACUCAAAGGUAAAAAAUAGUCUCUCAUGAAGUUCUCCGAGACUUGAAGAAGAAAGACGAUUCUGAUAUUUCCUUGAAUUUGUGAAUGGGAAACCCACUCAAAAGGUAAAAGACGAAUGGUGGGGGAUGCAUUGAGAGUUUUGAUUAUAUAUGUAUAUACUUUUGUCGAAAAGUAUGAAGGAUUAAUCCGGUUGUACUAUUCAGAUAUUUUUCAUAGUGAAAGCUCUCCAUCAUCUUCGCCCGUGGAUGUAGUCACUCGGUGACGAACCACGUAUAUCUGUGUCUUCUUCUUCUUCGAAA